UUCUAGCUCAAGAGCAUGGAACUUAGUACAGAGCAGAAAACAAGCAGAGAGGAGGAAGAGAGCCAAAGAGGAGCAAGUGGUCGCUGGGGAGGGGAAGAAGUUAGGGCCUUGCUCGUGGUGUGGAGGGAGAGGGAAGCCUGGGACGAGACUGAGGACAAGGCCAAGUAUGAGGCCAUCUCGAGCCGCCUAAGCGAGUUGGGCGUGUGCAGGGACUGGCUGAGCUGCCAGGCACAAAGCAGAGCAAUGGCACUACCCGACUGGAGACCUCCAGCCAUCCGGACAUCGAUGGACAGCACCACCCAAAGGUCUUACGAGAUGGACGAAGAACAGACCAAUCCUGUCAGCAGAAGACAGGGGAACGCUUCUCUGAGCAACUUUCAGGAGGGCAGCGGAGACCAACAUUUUGUUCCUCUCUCUGGUAUGGAGGGAGGGAGACACUGGUCUGAUAAAGAGAUUCGGGCUCUCCUCAACAUCUGGGCUGACCGAGAAAUGCAGGUGCGGCUGCAGAGCACCCAUCGAAACAAGGCAAUCUUCCAGGAGAUGGCCCGCCGUCUGGAACUCCAGCAUGGAGUGGUGCGAGACUGGAGACAGUGUCGCACCAAAUACAAGAACCUUAAAUAUGACUACAAGGUCAGCAAGAACCAAGGUCGACCUAUGCGCUUCUUUGCGGAGAUGGAUGCAAUCUUGCAGGGCAAGGACACUGAGGAUUUCCUUGAUGAGGAGGAGAAUUCUCCCAGGAAAGGAACAGAGGUUGACCAGACAGCUGCGAGGAGAGAACCAGAAGAAGAGCAGUACAUUAAAAUUGACGAUGAUGAGAGUCUGGCAGAUAUGCAAACAAUAAUAAAUACCGGUUCUCAACACCUCAUCACAAAAGAUACAGGUUCAUCCAUAUCACCUGUUGCUCGAAGGCAAUCAGACGAGGAGAAUGUGAUCACGGUCCAUGACUCGGGCCGAAACUGGUCCGAGGAGGAAGUGGCAGCGCUGCUCAAUAUCUGGUCUGAGGAAGGAAUCCAACAGCAGCUGCAAGGCUCGACCCGAAACAAGGACGUGUUUGUGCAAAUAUCACGCCGGCUCCUUCAGCAGGGUGUGGAGAGGGAUUGGAAACAGUGUCGCACCAAAUACAAGAACUUGAAAUAUCUGUACCGAUCCCUACAGAGAGGCAAGGCUGAUAUCGGAGACACCAGGCGCAUCAUGAAGUUCUAUGAACAGCUAGACAGCAUUCUGUCCCAGCCAGUCAGAGGCCUAUACAGAAACUCUGGGAUGUUCAGUCCACCCACAUUAGAGGAGCACUCUAUCUGUGAACUGCCUGCACAUGAGGACAGUGACAUCAUUGCUGUCGGAUAUGAUCAGCAGACCAUAGAUGAUGCCAUGUUAAGGUCUCCAGGCAUCGGCACAAGAGCGUACCAAAAUGAGGCUAGAGCAGAUGCCAUUUUGAGGCCAGAGGAACUCACUGGAGUGGAAUAUGAAACAGCGGACCAGUUAAAUGGCAUGCUGGCAAGGUCAAAAGACAGCGUUCAGACAAGAUAUGAGGAACAGCCUUUGUCCGGUCAUUCUGUCACAGCAGGUACAUAUGGAGGAGGCCAGGAAUAUAAAGUAAAGACAGGUGACACAGAGACAACAUUCACAGACAGAGAUCCUGCCGGGUCGAGAAGAGGAAAAAAGCGGAAGGCCACAGAUGAAGAUUGCAGUGUUUUCAGCAAAAGGUUUCAGGAAUGCAUUGAUGAUGGAGACAGCAGCACGGACUGGUCUGAGCACAUUGACUAUCAGUGCAAAGAGGAGCAGGAUCAAUACAUUCCGAUUAUGGAGAUCAUCUCCGUGCACUCUAUGGCUGAAACUAACUAUAAUCAGGACAAAAGAGUUGUAACCGAAAUGGCGUCGACAUCAGAUCUGAAGCUUGGCAAAAAGCUCAGCGAGGGCAAGACCAAGCAGAUCUUUGAGCUGCUGGACAUGCCGGGCCAGGUUCUGGUCCAGUCUAAAGACCAGAUUACAGCGGGUAACGCAGUGAGAAAAGACCAGAUGGAGGGCAAGGCAGCAAUCUCCAACAAGACCACCAGCUGUGUCUUCAAGCUCCUGCAAGAAGCUGGAAUUAAGACUGCGUUCGUAAAGCAGCAUUCGGAGACGGCAUUCAUAGCCAGCCACUGUGAGAUGAUCCCCAUUGAGUGGGUGUGUAGACGCAUCGCCACGGGCUCCUUCCUUAAAAGGAAUCCAGGUGUCAAAGAAGGCUAUCGCUUCUCACCACUAAAGAUGGAGAUGUUUUUCAAGGAUGAUGCCAAUAACGACCCGCAAUGGUCUGAGGAGCAGAUCUUGGCGGCUGGCUUUGAGCUGGCAGAUGUGACGAUUGGCCGCUGUGAGGUGGACAUUAUGAGUAAGAGCACAGUUGCCAUCUUUGAGGUCCUGGAGAAGGCCUGGGCCACCCAGAACUGCACUCUUGUGGAUAUGAAGAUCGAGUUUGGCGUGAAUGUGACCACCAAGGAAGUUGUGCUGGCUGAUGUGAUCGACAACGACUCAUGGAGACUGUGGCCAGCUGGAGAUCGCAGCCAACAGAAAGACAAACAGGUAUACCGUGACCUGAAAGAGGUCACACCUGAGGCCAUGCAAAUGGUCAAGAAGAACUUUGAAUGGGUGGCUGAAAGAGUACAGCUGCUCCUGGAGCCGCAGGCGAGUGGGAGAGUUGUCGUACUGAUGGGCUCUACGUCUGACAUGGCUCACUCUGAGAGGAUCCGUAAAGCUUGCGGCUCAUACGGAAUCCCCUGCCAUGUCCGAGUCACCUCUGCGCAUAAAGGCCCUGACGAGACACUCCGCAUCAAAUCUGAAUAUGAGGGUGAUGGUGUCCCCACCAUUUUUGUAGCCGUUGCAGGGAGGAGUAACGGUUUGGGUCCAGUGAUGUCAGGAAACACGGUUUACCCUGUCAUUAACUGUCCUCCUGUUACGUCUGACUGGGGCGCUCAAGACAUCUGGUCAUCUUUACGUAUGCCCAGUGGUCUGGGCUGUUCUACAGUUCUGUCUCCAGACUCAGCUGCCCAACAUGCUGCUCAGAUCCUGGGCCUGACUGAUCACCUGGUGUGGGCCAAACUACGUGCCUCUAUGCUCAACAUUUGGAUCUCUCUGAAGCAAGCUGACAAGAAGCUUCAGCAGUGCAGCAUCUGAACACACAGCACUUCUGUUUAUGCUGAGCCAUUCCAGCUGUUUAACCAUUCCAUUCCACACUACUGCAUACAGCCUUCAUUUUCAGAUGAUUGAGGCUUUGUGAUCUAGUGCUGAGUCUGCAUAAUCUCAUUUGCAGGUGAAACUAAUAAAUAGAUUUACAGAAAACGUUCAUUUGGACUAUUGCUUUACAUAAAUAACUAUACACAAAGCUAAGUCUUCCUCUUUCUGGGCUUUGUCCUUAAUGCAGGUUACAGAAACCUCAAGGAUUCUGUCAUUAGACAACCAUGAUUAAUUGUGUAGUAUGAAUGAUCAUGUUGACUAAGUUUAUUGAUCAUUAUGGGGAAUUUAGUUUCUAUUAAUGUUCAGCUCUAAAAUAGCAGGGGGGAAAUUUCCAAUUAUGAAAUUAACAGGAGGAAAAAAUAAAUAAUCCAAAGAUGCAAA
Ictalurus punctatus (channel catfish) is the source of this 3588-nucleotide messenger RNA. RefSeq names its product phosphoribosylaminoimidazole carboxylase, phosphoribosylaminoimidazole succinocarboxamide synthetase (gene paics). The coding region runs from base 16 to 3147 and encodes 1043 amino acids. The record is from RefSeq and is a predicted model, not a curated record. Lineage: Eukaryota; Metazoa; Chordata; Actinopteri; Siluriformes; Ictaluridae. The transcript has 15 exons. Gene Ontology annotation, molecular function: phosphoribosylaminoimidazolesuccinocarboxamide synthase activity. Gene Ontology annotation, biological process: 'de novo' IMP biosynthetic process.